GCCUCUUUAAUGUGUAGCAAACAACAGUUCAUGCACCUCUCGAGAAGCUGCAGGGCUUUCAACGAAGAAAGCUUGGCUUUUCAGAAGAAAGUAUUAGAAAGGUCAGGAAUCGGUGAGAAGACGUAUUUGCCGGAGGGGCUGCUGACAGUUCCAGCAAAGGAGGGUUUGAGUGAGGCAAGAGAAGAGGCCGAGAGAGUGAUGUUUGGAGCUGUAGAUGAGCUCUUUAGUAAGGUCAGGCUCAAGGUAAAUGACAUUGGAAUUUUGGUGUUGAAUUGCAGCAUGUUCAGUCCAACACCAUCUUUGUCUUCUGCUGUAGUGAAUCGUUACAAGCUAAGAAGCAACAUUUUGAGCUACAAUCUUGGUGGAAUGGGUUGCAGUGCAGGAAUGAUUUCUAUCGAUCUUGCCAAACAUCUUUUACAAGUGCAACCCAAUUGCUACGCCCUGGUAAUCAACGUCGAAUGUAGCAACGAAAACUGGUAUAGGGGCAAUGAUCGCUCAAUGCUGAUCUCAAACUGCAUCUUUCGCGUUGGUGGCGCUGCGAUUUUACUCUCCAAUCGAUCCAUUGAUCGUUUUUAUUCCAAGUACCAACUCAUUCACACUGUGCGUACUCAUAAAGGAGCAGAUGAUCUAGCUUUCAACUCUGUAUCACAACAAGAAGACGACGACAAAAGCCUAGUUGGCAUCAAGCUCUCUAAAGAACUUGUUGCCGUUGCUGGAGAUGCCAUAAAAACCAACAUCACGGCACUUGGCCCAUUAGUCCUUCCCUUUUCAGAGCAAUUCUUGUUUUUGGCAACCAAACUUGCCAAAAAGAUCUUCAAGAUGAAAAUUGCGGUGUAUGUUCCAGAUUUUAAGCUAGCUAUCGAGCACUUCUGUUUCCAUGCAGGCGGACCAGCUGUGCUGGAUGCGAUGGAGAAAAACUUGCAGAUGACGGAAUGGCAUAUGGAGCCUUCAAGAAUGAGCCUCUACAGGUUUAAUAAUACUUCCAGCUGUUCUAUCUGGUAUGAGCUUGCAUAUGCUGAGGCUAAGGGCAGGAUCCGAAAAGGCGACAGGGUUUGGCAGAUUGCAUUUGGGUCAGGCUUCAAGUGUAGCAGUUCUGUGUGGCGCGCUCUGACAGAUGUUGAUCCGAUUGGGGAGGAAAAUCCUUGGAUGGAUGAGAUCAAUGACUUCCCAGUGAUCGUGCCUAAAGUACAAGUUUUCGAGUGAUUUCACAUUUUCAAUACCCCUUUUGUUGUUUCCCAGUACUUCCUUUGAAGUGAAGAAAUUAUUCCAUAGCAGGAUGUGCAGCAGUGCAAGAUAUAUAUCCAAGGUUGU
Messenger RNA from Daucus carota subsp. sativus, 1311 nucleotides. Its product is annotated as 3-ketoacyl-CoA synthase 11. The record is from RefSeq and is a predicted model, not a curated record. Gene Ontology annotation, molecular function: acyltransferase activity, transferring groups other than amino-acyl groups. The coding region runs from base 10 to 1203 and encodes 397 amino acids. The transcript has 2 exons. Gene Ontology annotation, biological process: fatty acid biosynthetic process. Gene Ontology annotation, cellular component: membrane. NCBI's taxonomy places the organism in Eukaryota, Viridiplantae, Streptophyta, Magnoliopsida, Apiales, Apiaceae.